GUCCUGCCUGCUUAGUGUUCUCUCACUGCUUUUCUUCACUGUUCUUGCACGGAAGAGAUCUAGGGUGACAGGAAAGUGAUGAUUCAUCUGACAUCAGAUGGAGUCCUUUUUAUUUGCCCUUUUGUUGGCCUCAGUCUCUGAUAUUGGGAACAUCCGUGUUAUGUUUGUGAAUGUUUUUAUUUCACGGAAGACACACAUGGAUUGCAGUGGGACUCUGAUGAUUUAAAGGUCUGAUGCGUGUGGCUGUCUGGUAGCUCUUUGUUUUCCACAAUCCUUUGACCAGAAAAAGAAAUCAAAGUGUGUUUUAAUCAUGCUGACCAGCGAGGGCCAGGGAUUCCUUCACUUUGGUCUGUGUCUCUGGUUGUGUAUGUUCAUACCUUUCUUUAAAGGCUCUGCAGGCUGUGCAUCUGAAGAGAGGCUCUUUCACAAACUGUUUUCUCAUUAUAACCAGUUCAUCAGGCCUGUGGAAAACGUUUCUGAACCAGUCACGGUGCAUUUUGAAGUGGCCAUCACACAGCUGGCCAAUGUGGAUGAAGUAAACCAGAUCAUGGAAACCAAUCUGUGGCUACGUCACAUAUGGAAUGAUUAUAAAUUGCGCUGGGACCCAAUGGAAUAUGAUGGCAUUGAGACUCUUCGUGUUCCUGCAGAUAAGAUAUGGAAACCUGACAUCGUUCUCUACAACAAUGCUGUUGGUGACUUCCAAGUUGAAGGCAAGACAAAAGCUCUUCUUAAAUAUGAUGGCAUGAUAACCUGGACUCCACCAGCUAUUUUCAAGAGUUCCUGUCCUAUGGAUAUCACUUUUUUCCCUUUUGAUCAUCAAAACUGUUCCCUUAAAUUUGGUUCCUGGACAUAUGACAAAGCCGAAAUUGAUCUUCUAAUCAUUGGAUCUAAAGUGGAUAUGAAUGAUUUUUGGGAAAACAGCGAAUGGGAAAUUGUUGAUGCCUCUGGCUACAAGCAUGACAUAAAAUACAAUUGUUGUGAGGAGAUAUACACAGAUAUAACCUAUUCUUUUUACAUUAGAAGACUGCCAAUGUUUUAUACCAUUAAUCUGAUCAUCCCUUGUCUCUUUAUUUCAUUUCUAACUGUGCUUGUCUUUUACCUCCCUUCUGACUGUGGUGAAAAGGUGACACUUUGUAUUUCAGUUUUGCUUUCUCUGACUGUGUUUUUGCUAGUAAUUACAGAAACCAUCCCAUCCACGUCUCUUGUGAUCCCACUGGUGGGUGAGUACCUACUGUUCACCAUGAUCUUUGUCACCCUGUCCAUUGCGGUGACUGUGUUUGUGUUGAACAUUCAUUAUCGCACCCCAAUGACACACACCAUGCCCAAGUGGGUGAAGACAGUUUUCCUCCAGCUGUUACCCCAGAUCUUGAUGAUGAAGAGGCCUCUGGACAAGAUGAAGGAGACAAGUUCAGAUAAAAAUUCCAAAGGCAUUUCUGGUAGGCCCACCAAAGUCAAUUUUGAUAAUUGCAGAGAGACCAAACUUCCUAAAGAAUGCUGCCACUGUCAUAAAUCAAGUGAGCUUGCCACCAGCAAGAGAAGAUUAAGUCAUCAGCCUUUACAAUGGAUGACUGAAAAUUCAGAGCACUCGCCUGAUGUUGAAGAUGUAAUUAACAGUGUACAAUUCAUAGCAGAAAACAUGAAGAACCAAAAUGAAACAAAGAAGGUAGAAGACGACUGGAAAUAUGUAGCCAUGGUGGUGGACAGAGUAUUUCUUUGGGUGUUUAUAAUUGUCUGUGUGUUUGGAACUGCAGGGCUAUUUCUACAGCCACUACUGGGGAACACUGGAAAGUCUUAGGAUGUAUUUUCCUUUUAUCUUUUGAAACUUACAGAUGCUGUAUUUGUUCUAUGUUCCCUUCCAUGAGGAAAGGGACAUAAAGCUUUCCACCUAAGUCCCCCAUCUACUGAAGCUGAUGGUUAGAUGGAAAAAGAGGACUUUAUUGCAAAUUUGGAGGCUGAAUGCCCUCCUUUGUAGCACAGAGCACGUUUAAGAUGUUUGAUAACACUGGAGCCCAGAAUUGGUGGCACCCACAGGCUUCUCUUCUCUGUACAUGUUUGACUUCCAGGGACAUAAACAACCCAUAAUACAACAAGCCAUGUAAUCAACAUCAAAGCCAUGCUAAAAAGGCAUUCUCUUGUACCUCCAGUUUAUGCUACUUGUCAGUAUAUUGACACAUGCCAGACACAAAACUCUGGAGCUUGUACCUUGCUGGCAUCUGCAAUGCUUGGGAACUGUUACGUGCUUGCUUUCUAAUAUGUGCCUCUGGGAUGUACUCACAUACUUCAACACUUUUUGAUAUAUUAAUUGGCAAAAAGUAAUAGCAGGUAGUCAGAGUCUAUCUCAGCAGGCUGCAUCAAGUUAGCAUUCAUCUGGCAAGCAGCUUGAGUGGUAACCCAGCACUGUGCUGGGCAUUGCAAGCACAACAGAAAUGGGUUCUGUCCCCAAGUGCUUGCAGCUUUUUAGGAAAAGUCAUAAACACAAAGAUCUCCAAGACCAGGUAUCAUGGGAAUGUAACUAAAGCAGCCAAAAUAAGGAGAGCAUGAUGUGGUAUGGCCAUGCAAACAUGAAGCAGGCUUUGCGGCAGGUCAGAGAGGUGUCUGUUCUUGCCAGCAGUUUCCAUAUGUUCAUUGUAGCUGAGACUGCAAAUAAAGUUAUUUCUUCUGCAAGAAAUUGUGAUUUUGUACCUUUUUGGAGCAAUACCUUUUCUGAGAAGGAGCACCUUGGAAUUCUGUUUUAUUCCACUCUAAUUUAUCUUCAUAUUUGUUGUAUAAAUAUUAUUGUAAUUUUAAAGAUGUAUUUCAAAGCAGAAAAAAAUAAAUCUACCCUAACAAAGAAACUAA
Herpailurus yagouaroundi (jaguarundi) is the source of this 2838-nucleotide messenger RNA. It is a transcript of the gene CHRNA6, whose product is annotated as cholinergic receptor nicotinic alpha 6 subunit. The record is from RefSeq and is a predicted model, not a curated record. Gene Ontology annotation, biological process: monoatomic ion transmembrane transport. Gene Ontology annotation, cellular component: postsynaptic membrane. The coding region runs from base 311 to 1795 and encodes 494 amino acids. Lineage: Eukaryota; Metazoa; Chordata; Mammalia; Carnivora; Felidae. The transcript has 6 exons. Gene Ontology annotation, molecular function: transmembrane signaling receptor activity; acetylcholine-gated monoatomic cation-selective channel activity.